This is a messenger RNA of Meleagris gallopavo (turkey), 1721 nucleotides long. It is a transcript of the gene NCF1, whose product is annotated as neutrophil cytosolic factor 1. Lineage: Eukaryota; Metazoa; Chordata; Aves; Galliformes; Phasianidae. The record is from RefSeq and is a predicted model, not a curated record. Gene Ontology annotation, molecular function: superoxide-generating NADPH oxidase activator activity; protein binding; phosphatidylinositol binding. Gene Ontology annotation, cellular component: cytoplasm; NADPH oxidase complex. Gene Ontology annotation, biological process: superoxide anion generation; respiratory burst.
CAGCUUCCGUUUUCCUGGGGCUUUUAACAGUGAAACAGUGCAAGGCGAAGGCAGAAGGGAGUGGAGCACAGGGAGGAGCAGCACAGAACCAAGUGGGAGCAGCUAUGGGGGAUGCCUUCAUCCGGCACAUCGAGCUGCUGGGCUAUGAGAAGAGGUUCUUCCCCAGCCAACACUAUGUCUACAUGUUCCUGGUGAAGUGGAAUGACCUCUCUGAAAAGCUCAUCUACCGCCGGUUCACCGAGAUCUACGAGUUCCAUAAAGCACUGAAGGAGAUGUUCCCCAUCGAGUCUGGAGACAUCAAUGCGGAGAACCGGAUCAUCCCACACUUACCAGCCCCAAAGUGGUUUGAUGGGCAGCGCUCGACGCAGAGCAGGCAGGGCACGCUGGCUGAGUACUGCUACACGCUGGUCAACCUGCCCCACAAGAUUUCCCGCUGCCUGCACGUGGUCAGCUUCUUUGAGGUCCGGCCCGAUGACAUGAACCCCGUCACAGACAGCCAGAUCAGGAAGCCCGAGGUGUUCCUCCUGCCCAAGGAUGCAAAGAAAAACGCCAGUGACAUCACAGGCCCCAUCGUCCUGCAGACGUACCGAGCCAUCGCCGACUACGAGAAGAGCUCCAAGUCUGAGAUGGCUCUAAAAGCUGGGGAUGCCGUGGACGUCGUGGAAAAGAGUGAGACUGGUUGGUGGUUUUGCCAGUUAAAGAACAAGCGGGGCUGGGUGCCAGCUGCCUAUCUGGAGCCGAUGGAUGGUCCUGAUGAAUCAGAGGAGCAGGAGCCCAACUAUGCAGGUGAGCUGUACGUGGUGCAGAAAAGCUACACGGCUGUGGAGGAGGACGAGCUGACACUCAAGGAGGGUGACACCAUCGAGGUGAUCCACAAGCUGCUUGAUGGCUGGUGGGUCAUCAGGAAGGAUGAAACCACAGGUUAUUACCCCUCCAUGUACCUGAAGAAAUCUGGGGAGGUGAACACUGCUGAGAAAAGUGGGCUGAGGAACCACAUUCCCCCCCGGAGAUCCACCAUCCGCAAUGCAAAGAGUAUCCACAACAAGGGACGGAAGCAGAUCAGCCAGGAAACCUACAGGAGGAACAGCAAGAAGUAUAUGCAGAACCGGAGGAACAUGAGGGGCAAUUUGCAGAACAAGGACAUCAUCCCUGAGACAAAUGAGCAAGAAGAGAACAAGUCAAAGGCUCAGCCUGCAGUUCCUCCCCGGCCCAGCAAAGACCUCAUCAUGAACCGCUGCACAGAGAGUACCAGGAGGAAGAUCAUGUGAGGCUCUCAGCCCCCAAACCCUGCGAUCAGAUGCUUUAUCUCUUGUGCAGAGGGGGCAUCGAGCCAGGCUGGGGGUCUGCAUGUCUCCCAGAGCAGCUGUGAGCCCAGGCUCUGUGUUAACCCCACAGCACAGCGGCCUCAAGCUGCCCCAAGGAGCAGUGUGAGCACUUCCACCAGCACCUGUGGGCUGAGCCUUCCCACAGCCCAGGUUCCUCAUCACUAGCAGGUUCACUUUUAUCCCUUAUUUGUAUUCUGAAUGAUUUUUUUUUCUGGUUUUUAACAGUUACCAGCAUUGCGCUGAGAUUGUAGCCAGGGCUUCAAUCACUGUGAGAAAACCCUAACAUGUAAAUAACGUGCACAAAAAGCAGUGUAGCAUAAAGAGACACUUUAUAUGUGUAUUUCAAUGCUUUCAUGCUGUGUGGACAACUGAUCAAUAAACAAGGUAUCAAUGCUG